GAUCAGGUUUGCGGUUGGUUGUCCUCAUUCUUUGGAACAUACGCGUGACUUGUAGUCGCCAGGUAGCUGCAAAGGCAAGUGAAGUGGGACUUGUUCUUGAGAAAUUCGCGGAUUGCCGUCAUUUGUUUUGCCCCUCGACCUUGUGGAGUUACGAUUAUGUUUUAAACAAAUGGAUCCAAACAGCAUGCCGACACUUGUGAUCUGAAAGGCGAUGAUCAGCGAGAGUACUGGCUCUGCGUGCCUGGCGAUCUAUCGGCCUCUCUCGGCUGUCUGUAUCACAGCAGCGAUUAAAUUGCUGAGUCUGGUCCACAAAUACUCGAAGUGUGGUGAGACCGAUCCAAGAGGCGGCAUGGGAGAGGUUAAGUCCCACUGUCAUCCCAGAGCUGAGGGGAGCAUGGAUGUGAACCUUGAAGAACAGGUUCCCAAUUCCAGGAGUCAUUAUCCUAAGGAAGCUGUGAAGAAAAGACAGGGAAACGUGAGCCGAGACUCGAGAGGGAGCACUUCAUCCCGAACCUCCAGGAAAAGCUUCAGACUGGAUUACCGUCUGGAAGAAGAUGUUACAAAAUCCAAGAAAGGCAAAGAUGGCAGAUUUAUCAAUCCAUGGCCAACAUGGAGUGCUCCUGCUCUCAGCAACGUGUUGAAGUUUGUUGUGAUGGAGAAAGACCACACAAACAUCCCAAGUUCAAAAGUGGAACUUGAUGAAGGAUUGCCAAUAAAAGAACCAUACUUUGUCAAAAACCCAGAACUGGUAGGUGAUGUGGGCAAUGGAAUCCGAGUGACGUGGUUGGGACAUGCGUCACUGAUGGUGGAAAUGGAAGGGCUCACUUUUCUGACAGAUCCCAUCUUCAGCCAACGGGCUUCACCAGUGCAGUUCUUUGGACCAAAGCGGUUCCGAAACCCACCCUGUACAGUGGCUCAAUUGCCCAAAAUAGAUGCUGUGGUUAUUAGUCACAACCAUUAUGAUCAUUUGGAUUACAAUACUGUGCUUGGUCUUAAUGAGCGAUUUGGGAGUGACUUGAGGUGGUUUGUACCAUUGGGUCUCUUGGGCUGGAUGCAGAAAUGCGGCUGUGAAAAUGUAAUCGAGUUAGACUGGUGGGAAGAAAACUGUGUCCCUGGGCACGAUGAGGUUACGUUUGUUUUUACACCUGUGCAGCACUGGAGCAAACGAACUGUAACAGAUGAUAACAAAGCACUGUGGGGCAGUUGGUGUGUCCUCGGACCCUGGAACAGAUUUUUUUUUGCUGGUGAUACAGGUUACUGUGUGGCCUUUGAACAAAUAGGGAAACGAUACGGACCAUUUGACCUUGCGGCAAUUCCUAUUGGAGCCUAUGAGCCAAGAUGGUUUAUGAAGUAUAACCACGUGAACCCAGAAGAGGCUGUGAGGAUCCACAUAGAUGUUCAAGCAAAGAAGUCUGUAGGAAUACAUUGGGGAACAUUUGCUUUAGCCAAUGAGUACUACUUAGAACCACGAAGAAAACUCGAAGAAGCUCGAGAAAGAUAUGGAUUGAAACCGGAGGAUUUCUUUGUUUUGAUGCACGGAGAAUCAAAGAAUUUGAGUGAGAACAAAGGUUUUCAAUGAUAAUGCAAAUAAAUUAUAAACAGUGUGAUUGUCUCACAUGGAACAGGUCAUGUUUGAUACACCUUUCUGACACUCAUUGUCUUUAAUUUUGGGUUGAACUUACGUUGAAGUACUAUUAGUUUAUUAAUUGUCAUACUUCGUUUAUCCUACUGAAUGUGCUCUUAAACAUAAACAUAGUGUACACUUUGCAAAGUAAAUUUCUUUUCCUUACUCUUGAUUAAACCUUCAGUUAAAGCUCUGAACAGCAGAAAACUGUUUACUACACAAAUUAAAAGAUAUACUGGGCUUGGUUUACACAAAUUAAAACUGUUAAAAUAUUUUCAAUUUGUGUUUAUUAAUUAAAGCCCUUAAAAUGUUUAUUUUAUCAAAUUACCAGUCAGUUGGCACUUGGUUGAUAAAGCUUUAUGGAUGUUGCAGUAUCAAUUGCCUAAAGGGAAAACUCUGAUCGUCUUCCAUUCCAGGCGCACGCCACCUGAUACUUGCAUGUUUGCCAAAAUAAUUGAGAUUGCAGAGUUAAAUAAUGCAUAUUUUGAGCAUGUGAACUGCAUAAACAUUACUGUAACUAAACACUGUAUAUAAACAGUUAUCUCUAUUCAAUUUCUGUUAUAAUCUGGAUUUUGAAAUGGAAGGUGGCCUUAAGCCAUGUGCCUUUUGAAUUGAUACCAUGGUGGUACACAAAGAUGUAGAUUAUCGUGUUUCUUUUCUGAAUGAAUGGUCCCAUGGGCCUGAGCUAUAUGAUUGCUUUUAUUAUGAAGCUAAAAAUAUGCUACAUAAUUCAGGAUGAAAUCCAGAAAUAAUUAUGUUACCCAGGUGUUUGCAAAUCUCUUAACCCAGCUGUUUCAAAUGUGCUUUGCUGCAAUGGUGGCUCUGUUUCAUAAGUUAAUUAACCCCUAUUUUGUAUUAUUGGCUGUUUUACAAAUAACUUGAUUCUCCAAUCAGAUGAGAGAUAUUUUGUAGAAGACACAAAAGACUGCAGACAUUGGAAAACUAGAGCAAAAAAAACAAACUGAUGGAGGAACUUCAUGGGUCAGGCUAACAGCGGUGGAGGCAGAGGAAUAUUUGAUGCCCCGGCUCAAGACCCGAUGCAAAUGUCAAUUAUCUCCGCCUUCAGAGAUGCUGCCCGACUUGCUGAGUUCUCAAGACAUUUGCUUUUUUCUAGGAGGUAUUUUAAUUGUUUGUAAUCAAUUAUAUUUAGAGGUGGGCAGGUUAUAUUAAAAAUGGUAGUACCUACACCUUGGAUUUAUUUCCCCAUUAUUAAAAAAUACAUUAACAGAAGUAUAAUUGGCUAAUGGUUACCUUUUAAAUAUAAAAUGCUUCAUUGAUUAACACUAGAUACCCAUGCAGCUGUAACUGAGUAGGAGCCCACCAUCUGUCUUUAUAAAUAUUAGAAAUGUAAACUUUUAAUAUGUAAAAAAAUGUGAUAAAAUGUAAGAUUUGGAUUCAAAAUUCAAUCUUCCAAUUACAUUGUUCGGAAUAAAAAUUGAAAGUCA
Molecule: messenger RNA, 3069 nt
Organism: Pristis pectinata (smalltooth sawfish)
Lineage: Eukaryota; Metazoa; Chordata; Chondrichthyes; Rhinopristiformes; Pristidae
Gene: napepld
Product: N-acyl phosphatidylethanolamine phospholipase D
Exons: 5
Coding region: 212-1579 (455 amino acids)
Biological process (GO): N-acylphosphatidylethanolamine metabolic process; N-acylethanolamine metabolic process
Cellular component (GO): membrane-bounded organelle; cytoplasm
Molecular function (GO): zinc ion binding; N-acylphosphatidylethanolamine-specific phospholipase D activity
Source: RefSeq, a predicted model, not a curated record